UUCAGCUGGUCUUGUCGAAUAAUUCCAUAUACUAAUUCUCUAGUUAAAAAUAACAAUAACAAUAUCUUACGAAAUGAAUCGUCGAAGAACUAAGAUUCCUGAGGAUGGCGAAGCUAAGGAGAAUAUAAUUGUGAUAGAUUCCAGUGACGAGGCAUCCAGUUCCCGCAGAAAGUCUACCCGAUGCUCAACGGUUAAUAAGGAAGCCGCUGCAUCUCCUUCGGCGCAUCGAGUUAGGCAAAGUAUGCUAGUUGAUAAACAGGCACAUUCCGAUGACGAUUGUGACCGUCAGUUGGAACAAACGGAUCGAAGGCGAUCGACGCGACACCGAUCGCCUAGCAAACGUUACACACAGGAUUUCGUACAGGAAACCCGAAAAAAGUACACUCGGGCCGAUCAAAACGAAAGUGACCACGAAGGAAUCUCCUUGGAUUCGGAAGAUGAAAUUCAACUGAACGAGCUGGCUGGGAAAGUGAAAGCCACCACACUGUUCGAGGAUCGUGAGGACGUUGAGGGACAUCGCAUUUACGGUUUCAAAACGCCUAAGAAACGCGGCUCGAUGAAUGUGCUUGUUUCCAGUAUUCAACAGAAGACCCCAACGAGAACACCCAACCGUGGGGCAGUCAGUAAACUGGCGAUGACCCCGAAGACUCCCAGUGGUACGCCUUCGGCGGCUAAAAGGAAGAGCAUUGCCACAGCAAAAACCCCUCAUCGUGACCGGAACAAGCUUAAAAAGAAUAUUUCUAAAAUCGUUCGAGAUGAAUCCGGAUCGGACUUUUCAGCUAGUGAAAGUGAUUAUGUUCCAUCUUCCGAAGAAGAGGAUGACGAUCAUCAUCAGGAUGAUAAUACAGAUGGUGGCAGCACUGAGGAGGAAAGUUCAGAAGAGGAAGCGAAACCCAAACGUCCCGUAUUGAAAACGCCAUCGGCAAAGAUCGGCAUUGCUCCUGGAAAACCUGAUUCGAUUACCAGCAACCAAAAUCAGACGGAUGACCAGCGGAUUAGUAAUCGUACGCGGGCACGCGGCCGAAAAAACCCUGAUCUUCAGUACGUAUUACAGAGUGAUGAUUAUUUUGCCACUCACAGCAACUCGAAGGUGGUGACUUCGGAUCACACACUGGAUCGAUUAAACACCCCACGAUUGCCGCACGAUCAAUUAUUCCGCUUGCUCGGGGAAUUACGUAGUUCAACGGAACACGAAAAGUCUAUACAGGAACUGCACGAAGAAUACGAAAGCUACUUCAACAAGUGGCUGUUUCUAAUGAACGAAGGUUUCAACAUUCUCCUGUACGGUUUGGGUUCCAAACGAAAUUUACUUCAAGCAUUCCAUCGGAAAGUUCUCGCUAAUCAGCCCGUUAUUGUUAUAAAUGGAUUUUUUCCAACCCUGACGGUGAAAGACGUCCUGGAUGCCAUCACGGGAGACAUUUUAGAUCUGAAUAUUCACAGUAGCAACUUCCAUGAGUUGGUCGAUAUAAUCGAGGAAGAGUUUAGCUAUCUGCCGGACACGCAUCUGUUUCUGAUUGUACAUAACCUGGACGGAACGAUGCUGCGGAACAGCAAAGCACAGAACGUUUUAGCGCGGUUGGCCAAGAUCGAUAAUAUUCAUCUGUUGGCUUCUAUUGACCAUAUCAAUACUCCUUUGAUUUGGGACUCGUCCAAGUUGAGCUACUACAACUUCUCGUGGUGGGACGUGACCACGAUGCUGCCGUACUCGGACGAAACGGCGUUCGAGAAUUCGUUACUGGUGCAGAACUCCGGCGCAUUGGCCCUGUCUUCGAUGAAGAAUGUGUUCAAAUCGCUCACGACCAACUCGCGCGGGAUUUUCCUGGUCAUCGUUAAGCAUCAGCUGGCGAACAAGGGCAACCCGCACUAUCCGGGUAUGCUGUUUAAGGAUCUGUACGGAUGCUGCCGAGAGGCGUUCCUCGUCAGCACCGAUCUGGCACUUCGGGCCCAGCUGACCGAAUUCAUCGAUCACAAGCUGGUGCGGGUGAAACGAACCGUCGACGGGGCGGAAAAUCUACUAAUUCCGAUCGAGUCUGGCCUGUUGGAUCAGUUUUUGGAAGAAAAUGAUGGAUAGUGGUUUUGUUUUUGAA
This is a messenger RNA of Malaya genurostris, 2087 nucleotides long. RefSeq names its product origin recognition complex subunit 2 (gene Orc2). The record is from RefSeq and is a predicted model, not a curated record. Gene Ontology annotation, biological process: DNA replication. Lineage: Eukaryota; Metazoa; Arthropoda; Insecta; Diptera; Culicidae. Bases 74 to 2071 code for a protein of 665 amino acids. Gene Ontology annotation, cellular component: nucleus; nuclear origin of replication recognition complex. The transcript is spliced from 3 exons. Gene Ontology annotation, molecular function: DNA replication origin binding.